This is a messenger RNA of Sesamum indicum (sesame), 1086 nucleotides long. RefSeq lists its product as uncharacterized. NCBI's taxonomy places the organism in Eukaryota, Viridiplantae, Streptophyta, Magnoliopsida, Lamiales, Pedaliaceae. The record is from RefSeq and is a predicted model, not a curated record.
CUAUAAAUCUUGCUGCUGCAUAUUUGCCCAUUACAUUUUUAAUUUGCUUAAUUUGGACAUAUAGAUCGAUAUAUUAAUUAAUUAGAAAUGUCAGUGUUUGAAGAUUUCAAGCCCAUGUCUGAAUGGCUACAAGACCAUCAAUCUCAUUUCCUCAUUAUUCAUCUUCCUGCAGGUUUUGUGAAGGAGCAAAUCAGGGUUUCAGCAGAAGGAAGGAAUGUCAUUAGGGCUCGUGGGGAACGUCCGGUGGCCGGCAACAAAUGGAGCCGCUUCCAGGCGGCUUUUCAGGUACCCGAAGACGGUGAAAUGAGCUCGAUUCGUGCAAGGUUCCAUGGACAAAAGCUCACCAUUACGGUUCCAAAAAGUAGUGUUAAGAAACCUCAGGAGGCUCCUGAUGAUCCUCAAAGAACUACUAAGGUUGAUACUCGAGAGCAGCCCAUCCCUCAGAAGGGCCUGCAGGGCAAUGAUCCUCAGGCAGCAGGUUGUGCAAGCCAAUUAGCCACAGUGCAAGGGGCGGGCGAUGCCUCAAGCGAGAGAACGAGCAUUCCAACGCUCAAAGAAGAUGCUAAUGCAGUAGCACACGAUAAGCUAACAAGGAAGAACAUGGAGAGAAGUAAAGAAUUACUUGAGACGGAUUGUGGAUCUUCCGUCAUUGAUAACUAUAAGAAAGCAGUAAAGGGGGUUUUUGAGCUGAAUGAGGAAAGGCAGUUGCUAGUGAAUAUGGGGGCAGCUGUGCUUGUUGUUGUGGCGCUAGGUGCUUAUGUGGCCUACAAGUUUGCAUCAAAGAAAGAUAAAGAUUAGGCCCCAAAGUGGAAAUUUUAGUUCAAAUCGAGUCAGGUCAAUACCUAAAUUAGUUGUACAAUAAAUUUGAUAUCAUUAUUAUGUGACUGGUGUAAAAUUUUUCAAAUUAACAUUAUAUUUUUCAAAUUCCGUUGAAACAAAUAGAAUAACGCCAUUUUAUUUUCUUUGACUGUUUAAUAAUGAUUACGCAGAUAAUUUUAUAAAAUAUACUAUUGAUGUAUGAAUUUAGGUACCUUCCACCGAUAUGGCUGAUCAACAUUUUGUUGAUCAUUGUUUUUAUUAAAUGUA